Molecule: messenger RNA, 303 nt
Organism: Alnus glutinosa
Lineage: Eukaryota; Viridiplantae; Streptophyta; Magnoliopsida; Fagales; Betulaceae
Product: CLAVATA3/ESR (CLE)-related protein 44-like
Exons: 1
Coding region: 1-303 (100 amino acids)
Biological process (GO): xylem development
Cellular component (GO): apoplast
Molecular function (GO): receptor serine/threonine kinase binding
Source: RefSeq, a predicted model, not a curated record
AUGGCAACAGCUAGCAAGGCACUUUGUGAAGGCUCAACAAAAUCAUUAGUUCUAUUCCUAUUUAUUGUGCUUCUCUUGCUUGUUACUCUCUUUGAUCUCCGUCCUUACACAGACCUUUCAAAGAUAUCCAAAGCUCAUGACUACUCCUCCUCGGCCAGACGACUGCUUCUGCAAUAUCCUCCUUCAACACAACAAUCCGCCAUGGAAUUGCAUCCAGAACGAAGUAAUAGUUCUAGGAAUCGACAAUAUGAAGCUGCCGCUCAUGAAGUUCCUAGUGGUCCCAAUCCCAUAUCGAACAAGUAA